Messenger RNA from Eriocheir sinensis (Chinese mitten crab), 2046 nucleotides. RefSeq lists its product as uncharacterized. Lineage: Eukaryota; Metazoa; Arthropoda; Malacostraca; Decapoda; Varunidae. The record is from RefSeq and is a predicted model, not a curated record. The transcript has a single exon. The coding region runs from base 1 to 2046 and encodes 681 amino acids.
AUGAGUACUGAGGCGGAACAUGAGCCUGAUUUGGUGCAGGAAAAACAUGGCUAUGAAGAACCUUCCAAUGAAUCAGUGGGACUUGGCAUGGAAGAACAAAACAUUGAAGACGAGGAAGAGAUGAACUACUUGUACAACAGAAAGUAUUCAAGAGAAGAGUUGGAAGAAAUAAACACAGACAAAUAUCAAAUUGAAGAGGAAGGGUAUGAAGGCACAGACGAAAAUGGUGAAAAUGGAGAACGCAGAGAGGAUAUAUAUUUAACUGAUGGAAACGAGAGUUCAGAAACGGGCUUGUCAGUAGGACUAGAGACCCGUUCACCAAGAGGCUCGUCAGCAGGACUGGAGGCCCAUUCACCAAGGGGCUCGUCAGCAGGACUGGAGGCACGUUCACCAAGGGGCUCGUCAGCAGGAUUAAAGGUACGUUCACCAAGGAGCUCAUCAGCAGGACCAGAGGCACGUUCACCAAGGGGCUCGUCAGCAGGACUGGAGGACCGUUCACCAAGGGGCUCGUCAGCAGGACUGGAGGCAUAUUCAUCAAGAGGCUCGUCAGCAGGGCUGGAGGCACGUUCAGGGAGCAUUUCACCAGAGAUUGAUUCUCAUUCUCCAAGAGACUAUUCACCGGAAUUAAAUGCCGGUUCAUCUAAACCCAUUUCACUGAAACAAGAUUCUGUUUCACCAAGAGGUUCUUCCCCAGAAGUUUAUACCCAUUCACAAGGAAGCUCCUCACCAGAAUUAGAUUAUUAUUCACCAAAUGAAUCUUCCCUAGCUUUGAGGCCUGAUUCUGCGACACCCUCUUAUGCAGAAGAACAGGAAGUUCAACUACUACAGUGGCGGAUAGUAGAGCAAGAAACCACCUCAACAUGGGGCUCAUCAGUAGGGGUGGCAGCACGUUCACCAAGGGGCUCGUCAGCAGGACUGGAGGCACGUUCACCAAGGGGCUCGUCAGCAGGACUGGAGGCACGUUCACCAAGGGGCUCGUCAGCAGGACUGGAGGCACGUUCACCAAGGGUCUCGACAGCAGGACUGGAGGCACGUUCACCAAGGCCUGUCAGCAGGACUGGAGGCUCGUUCACCAAGGGGCUCGUCAGCAGGACUGGAGGCACGUUCACCAAGGGGCUCGUCAGCAGGACUGGAGGCACGUUCACCAAGGGGCUCGUCAGCAGGACUGGAGGCACGUUCACCAAGGGGCUCGUCAGCAGGACUGGAGGCACGUUCACCAAGGGGCUCGUCAGCAGGACUGGAGGCACGUUCACCAAGGUCCUCGUCAGCUGGACUGGAGGCUCGUUCACCAAGGUGAUCGUCAGCACGACUGGAGGCUCGUUCACCAAGGGGCUCGUCAGCAGGACUGGAGGCUCGUUCACCAAGGGGCUCGUCAGCAGGACUGGAGGCACGUUCACCAAGGGGCUCGUCAGCAGGACUGGAGGCACGUUCACCAAGGGGCUCGUCAGCAGGACUGGAGGCACGUUCACCAAGGGGCUCGUCAGCAGGACUGGAGGCACGUUCACCAAGGGGCUCGUCAGCAGGACUGGAGGCACGUUCACCAAGGGGCUCGUCAGCAGGACUGGAGGCACGUUCACCAAGGGGCUCGUCAGCAGGACUGGAGGCUCGUUCACCAAGGGACUCGUCAGCAGGACUGGAGGCUCGUUCACCAAGGGGCUCGUCAGCAGGCCUGGAGGCACGUUCACCAAGGGGCUCGUCAGCAGGACUAGAGGCUCGUUCACCAAGGGGCUCGUCAGCAGGACUGGAAGCUCGUUCACCAAGGGGCUCGUCAGUAGGACUGGAGGCUCGUUCACCAAGGGGCUCCUCAGCAGGACUGGAGGCACGUUUGCCAAGGGGAUCGUCAGCAGGACUGGAGGCACGUUCACCAAGGGGCUCGUCAGCAGGACUGGAGGCACGUUCACCAAGGGGCUCGUCAGCAGGACUGGAGGCACGUUCACCAAGGGGCUCGUCAGCAGGACUGGAGGCACGUUCACCAAGGGGCUCGUCAGCAGGACUGGAGGCACGUUCACCAAGGGGCUCGUCAGCAGUUCAGGAGAACAGCAAUGA